AUGAAGGCGCCCAAGUUUAUGUUUAUCAAUAAAACUGCCGACUCCGAUUCUCUUUCCCACAGUCACAAGAGUGAAAGAAUAAAGAUCCACAGCCACGUCCAGAAGGGACGGCGGUACAAGAAAUCCGACGGAGGGAUCGUUUAUGCUGCCCCGUUUCCGCGCCUUCAGCCCGGACGACGAGUUGGUGACUUGGACGAGGGCCAGGAUCAACCCAACCACGACAAAAACCACAUUCCCAAAUCUCCGACACAGACUGCCUCUGACCUGGCAUAUUUCCGGUCAGCGUCGUCGAUACCUUGCUCUGGCGACCAGUCCUUACUGCCCCUAGAUCCAAAUAUUGAUCCGUUGCUUUGGGACUAUUCACAACCGUAUCUCACACCAUCAGGUUCCCCUCAAUCCAUCCCAGUUUUCCCUGCCUCAGCGGACGUAAAUUUCGAUCCAUUUGACGUUACCUGCGUCAAAGUCGAUCAACCUAUCUUUAGCCUGCUGCAUUAUUUCCUUCGGGUGUUUCACCCCAAUGUAUGGCAUCUCGAAAGGACCGUCCAGACCGACCAUGAAUAUGCAUUUCGGUAUGACGCCAUGAGUGUUGUUCAAGGAUGUCUUCAUGACAAAUACAACAUGUUCGCCCUACUCGCCUACAUGGCAAGUUACAUGCAAGACAUCGACGGUAUUCCGCCACCUGGGGACAGUGCUCUCUAUAUACAUCAAGCGCUCAAAGCUUCCCAGAACUACGUCAAGAGUCGGCAACCAAUCACGGGGAGGAUGAUCUUCAAUAUCUUCGCCAUGGGAUGUGCGGAAUGGUACAGAUAUAAUCGUGAGGCUGCUUACGUCCACCUGAAGGCGGCAAAGUCCAUGAUCGACUCAAUCGGAGGUUUAAAGUCCCAAGAUGGCCCUCUUGUGGACCUUUUAUUGACUGGCGAUGCGUAUGUGGCUGCGGAGCUGCAAACCAAACCGCUAUGGUCUGAUUCUGAUUUCGAUAACGGCGAUGACCACCCGAUGACAGCAUACGCUCUCCAAGAGCUGCAGAAGCUUCUCUCAGGGACGGUCAUCAUCGGGUCAGGUCUCCUCAACUCUGCCCAGCAACAGAUUAUUCCCGCUGCCUUGCGGUGGAUAAUCUUGGAUCUUGCCGUUGUCCUUUCUGUCUACAAGUCCUCGCCAUCUGCGGCCGAAGAUCAACCCUAUGGAGGGCUGCACUGGGUUCAUGUCCGCAGCAUUGCCAUCAGACACCGUCUACUGCAUUUAGAACUUGCCGAUCCAAGAAGUGACGCAGUCCGCACUGCGAUAGUGCUGUGGAUGCUCUUGGCCUUUACCGUUACCGGACGAAAACGGACAGCCAAAGUCGUGGCGCCUUUCUUACGAGACCAAGUUCGCUCUGUACCAGAGGGACAAUGGGGUGGUCAUGAAGAAGUCCAUCUGUGGGUUUUGAGCAUCGGCGCUCUGUCUGCUCCAGUGGGCACCGAAGACCAUACAUGGUUUGAGGCUCAAAUCGGCUCUCUGUCUAUUGGAAGAGCCGCUGAUGCGGACAGGAUCUUUGCGACUCUCAUCGCUCUGUCGGAGAGGUUCUUCUAUCUGGAGUUAGCUCAGAAGAACGAUGUCAGGGCUUUGGCUGAUGAUAUACACGACCUGCAGACAACAAGGAGGGAAUCAAACUCCAAAUGCGGAUCCCCCAGGCAAUAG
This is a messenger RNA of Cladophialophora psammophila CBS 110553, 1677 nucleotides long. RefSeq lists its product as uncharacterized. The record is from RefSeq and is a predicted model, not a curated record. The transcript has a single exon. Bases 1 to 1677 code for a protein of 558 amino acids. Lineage: Eukaryota; Fungi; Ascomycota; Eurotiomycetes; Chaetothyriales; Herpotrichiellaceae.